Messenger RNA from Erigeron canadensis, 1003 nucleotides. RefSeq lists its product as uncharacterized. The record is from RefSeq and is a predicted model, not a curated record. The transcript has 2 exons. Lineage: Eukaryota; Viridiplantae; Streptophyta; Magnoliopsida; Asterales; Asteraceae. Bases 98 to 649 code for a protein of 183 amino acids.
UUUCCUCCCCUCUCUUUCAAUUCUCUUAAACCCUAAUCUUUUCACUUACAAAUCACCAUUUUUCACACCCUCUCAACUAAACAAAAAAUAAAAUAAAAUGGCAAAUAUCUUGUUACAAAAACUUAUAUUAACAAUAUUUGUCACACUAUCUAUAUUACCAACUAUUUCAUUUUCCAAACAAACACAAACUAUAUAUGAAAUCCUUAGAUCAAAUGGCUUACCAAUGGGCUUAUUACCCAAAGGUGUGACAAACUACACUAUCGAUGAUUCGGGCCUUUUCGAGGUCCAUUUAGAACAAGCUUGUAAUUCAAAAUUUGAAAAUGAGUUACAUUAUGAUAGAAAUGUGUCAGGGAGGUUGACUUUUGGUCAAAUUGAUGGUGUUUCUGGGAUUUCAGCACAAGAUUUGUUUAUGUGGUUUAAUGUUAAAGAAAUUCGGGUCGAUAUACCAAGUUCUGGGCUUAUUUAUUUUGAUGUUGGUGUUGUUCAUAAGCAGUUUUCUUUGGCAUCUUUUGAUACACCAAGAGAUUGUUUAGCUUCUGUUAUGGAUAAUGGUGAUCAGAUUAUUACUGAAAUGGUGCCCAAGAAGCUAUCAAGAAAACUGGGACACCAAAUGCGCCACUAUGAAGAACAUUCAACGGUGGUUUUAUGAAUUUGAAGUUGCGGGUACAUAAAAGAUGAUUUAAAAUGGCACGAUAUCUCAAUCAAGCUAUGGGUAUUUCCAUUUCUUGUAUGUAUAUGUUUUGUUUAGAAGAUCCGAAAAUCUUGUGGUGUUCUUGUUUUUAUGUAUAGUAUAGAGUCAGCAAAGGGUUUCAAAUCAUCAUUUUUGUAUGGAAUAAACAACGGAUUAAAGAACAUAAUGUAAAAGAUAUUGAAUGAAAAAACUCUACAUGUUGGAGCAAGCAGUCAAGUUUGCACCUCAGGUGAUCAUACGUGGUUACAUUCUGUGUAUCUCAUAACUAAGAACAUAAAGUCAUUUGUUUGGGGAUGAAUUCUGUUUUUCAAA